UAUAAAGAAAAGUCUAAGUGUCAAUCCAUGCACACGGCUGUGUGAACGAGACAGAAUUAUGAAGAGUGUGACUGUGAUAUUGUGUACACUGAUUAGCAUUCAGUGCUGGUGCUACAGCCUAAGCCACACGCAUCAUCGCUGUUUUAAUUAUGCUGUGUUCCCUGCUCACAUCGAAGAACUCAGAACUUCUUAUCGACAUAUAAAGAACCAUUUUCAAAGAAAAGAUGACAAUAUUAAGAUAACAUUGCUGGAAAGACAAGGUCUGCCAGGAAUCAGGGAUAAGCACAGCUGCCAGUUCCUGAAGGAGAUGCUGAACUUUUACCUCAAGGAUGUAAUCCCUGCGGCCAAGACCAACAAGAAGAUCAUCAAUAAACACAUCAGUAAAAUUGGGAAUGCCUUGCAUGAGCUGAACGAGAAUGUGCAAAACUGCCAUCAUUUCUUCAACUGCGAACUGUGCAGCUGCAACCAAAGUUCGUACUUCAAGACCAUACAUCACACAUUCAAGCAGUUACAGGUGAAAGGCGUGUACAAAGCAAUGGGAGAAAUUAACGCCUUCAUCGACUGGAUUUGGAAUUACAUAAACUUGAGACGACAUUAAGAAGGAGUGGAGCAGACUGAUCGAGUCCCAAUAUUUCCUCAAUUAAGAAAAUCACUAGUAUUUAAAGCCAUAUUUAUAUUUAGGCUUGGCAGUUUCAGCAUCUUUGCUACUUCAUUGUGGUGUUUGCUUCUCCCAAUAUUUGUUAACCCUUUAAGAGUAAAAUGAAUGGAAUGCUUUUCCGAUUUGUGGUGUUGCUCUCAAUCUGGACUGAUUUAGUAUUGUCCCCUGAAAGUUAGCUCCCUUGAAGACAACAAAAGUGGACGUUGGGAGCAGACAAAAUUGAACAGCCAGCGAGGAAUGGCAAGGUCAUUGCUAUCUGUCACCAUAAGAGCAUGAGACACAGGAGCAGAAUCAAACCAUUCGGCCCAUCGAGUCUGCUCCACCUAUCGAUCAUGGCUGACCUAUUAUCCCUCUUAACCCCAUUCUCCUGCCUUCUCCCCACAAACUUUGGCCUCCCUUACUAAUUGAGACCCUAUCACCCUCCGCUUUAAAUAUACCCAAUGACUUGGCCUCCACAAUUGUCUGUGGCAACAAAUUCAACUGAUUCACCAUCCUCUGGCUAGAGAAAUCCCUCCUCAUCUCGGUUCUAAAGGGAUUUACUUGUUUCUGAGGCUGUGUUCUCUGGUCCUAGACUCCCCCAACUAUAGGAAACCCUCUCCGUGUCCGCUCAAUCUAUGUUGUCACAACUGAACAUCCAGCAGCUGCUCAGGGGAUGGGCUAAGCCAGUCUGUAACCAGAUAAUCCAGUACUAUAGAAGUGUGUCUCUGACUCACCCUACUCACCUGUGCAAGAGUGCCUCGCUUCUGCCCAGUGACACUUACUGACCCCACAUGAAUUCACCCGAAAUUUUCAAUGCUUGAAGUCAACAAGGGUUACUCCAAUUCUCCAGUAUCUAAAAAUGCUUCCUCUGUACAUCCCACUUGUUGCAAUUUGUCCUGUGACUGCUCGAUCUAAAUGUAAAUCACAUCUGAAUGAAUUUCAUUCAAUUUUUAUUUUUCAAUAGAAUGAAAAUGCAAAUAAUAUUUUUUAUUUCAUAAUCUUUUGUUAGAUCAACAAUUCUAGUUUUGAUUAUUCAUGUAUUCAAGAAUUAAGCAAUAGAACAAAAAUAACUCUCACAAUUAGUUCAUAAGAUUUUCUCAAUAUUCUUUACUGCUUGUGGUCAGUAUAUUUUGAUAACGGAUAUAUUUUCAAUUUGCAUUUUUUACUAUUUAUGAGAGUGCAAUAUGGAGCUUUAAGUAAUUUAAUUUCAGUUGUAUUUUGAUAUAUCCAUCCAUUACUGUAUCAGUAAAUCUAUAACAACCAUUUCAAAGACAUUUACUGCAAUA
Molecule: messenger RNA, 1923 nt
Organism: Mobula hypostoma (lesser devil ray)
Lineage: Eukaryota; Metazoa; Chordata; Chondrichthyes; Myliobatiformes; Myliobatidae
Gene: il10
Product: interleukin 10
Exons: 5
Coding region: 59-598 (179 amino acids)
Biological process (GO): immune response
Cellular component (GO): extracellular region
Molecular function (GO): cytokine activity
Source: RefSeq, a predicted model, not a curated record